Molecule: messenger RNA, 1169 nt
Organism: Pollicipes pollicipes
Lineage: Eukaryota; Metazoa; Arthropoda; Thecostraca; Pollicipedomorpha; Pollicipedidae
Product: U-scoloptoxin(11)-Sm5a
Exons: 4
Coding region: 5-694 (229 amino acids)
Source: RefSeq, a predicted model, not a curated record
UACGAUGGCGACCGACCGGUCGGCGGUGCUGCUGCUCCUGGCGUGCUGCCUGCUGGGGCUGGCGCGGGCCGUCUCCGUCUGGCGCGAGGCUACCAAUGAGAUCUCGGGCUACCCGGAGAAGCGCAGCCUGAUGACCUGCAAGAGGUUGGCGGUGUGCGGCCUGGUCCAGGCCAACGCCUGGGGCAUCAACGCUCAAUCUUUCUGCGACUGUCCGGGCCACGAGCCGUGUCCGCUGCUCUGGGACCCGGAGGACGGCCGCUCCGUCACCCAUGGCUCCAACCAGUACAAGUACUGUCGCGAGGCGCCCGAGCUGGCCGAGUGCGAGCCGGGCCAGCAGGCGAUGACCGACGAGCUGGUCAGCCACCGGGACGAGAGUAUGGCCAUGGCGCAUCACGAGUACAUCCACUGCCGCUGCCCGGCCGGCCACCAGCUCAAGCAGACCGACUCCCAGUGGCAGGAGACGGCAGACAGCGAUGUCAUGCUCACCACCAAGGCCUGCACCAAGAUGCCGGAGUGUGAGGCAGGCCAACACUGCAAGUUCGUCACGCAGAGCGCCGGCACCAGCGAAGUCACCAGCCUGGUGCAGGUCAAUUGCGCGUGCGCAUCGCACCAGACGUGCCCGACGCUGACUGACCGGCACAUCGAGACGCAGGCGUUCGGCCGUGGCAAUCUGCACUCCAUCCUCUGCCGGUAGAGGGCCAGCGGCCAUCCAGAGGCGGCAGCCGGCACCCGGGGCCGAUCCUGACACCGCCCCGGGCGACAGUCACCGGCAGCCGUGCGCAGGACGGCGGCACACGGCCGGCCGGCGGCCGUGCGGGCAAGGUGUGCGCGUGGAAAUGUAACGCAGUUCUCUGGCCGCGCGUGGAUUCGGUUCAGAAAAACAAGGCAGUCAUCAGAGAUUGAAGCGGCACUCUGAAUAAGAUCCGAGCGUGCUGGGGAUCUAAAAGGGUGCUGGAAUGAGAUGAAGUCACAGCUCUUCCGCAUACUAAGAUGUUUCAAAUCUGUACCCUACAUAAUUAGACGAGAAAAUCAUCUACUCGAUGUGCAUCCACAAAUGAGGUACUGAUGAUGCGUGUCCGUAAUGCGUAAACGCAUCUUUUCUGAGGGAAGUGAUGUUUGGACGUUGUUCUCGAACAUGUUUUCCCGAAAUAUACUUUCAUCAUAUCUAA